GGAGCGUGGAAGUGAAUCCCGGGGCAGGUGAUGGGGCAGGUGGGGCUCCCCGGUGGCCUGAGCCCCGCCAGGGACCCGGCCGAGCUUUACUGCGGCAUAAAAGAGCUCCCUUAGGAAUCGGUGGCAGUCCAGUGGUAGUCGCUCUUCCAAAACCUUCAAACCAAAGAAGAAUAUUCCAGAGGGGUCUCACCAGUACGAACUGCUAAAACAUGCCGAGGCCACGCUGGGAAGCGGCAAUCUCCGGAUGGCUGUGAUGCUUCCAGAGGGGGAAGACUUAAAUGAAUGGGUUGCAGUUAACACUGUCGACUUCUUCAACCAGAUCAAUAUGCUUUAUGGGACCAUCACGGACUUCUGCACGGAGGAGAGCUGCCCUGUGAUGUCUGCUGGCCCAAAGUACGAGUACCACUGGGCAGAUGGGACCAACAUCAAGAAACCCAUCAAGUGCUCUGCGCCAAAGUACAUCGAUUACCUGAUGACCUGGGUCCAGGAUCAGCUGGAUGACGAAACGCUAUUUCCUUCCAAAAUAGGCGUCCCGUUCCCAAAGAACUUCAUGUCAGUGGCCAAGACAAUUCUAAAGCGUCUCUUCAGAGUCUACGCUCACAUCUAUCACCAGCACUUUGAUCCCGUGAUCCAGCUGCAGGAGGAGGCACACCUUAACACUUCUUUCAAGCACUUUAUAUUUUUUGUUCAGGAAUUCAACCUUAUUGAUAGAAGAGAACUUGCACCACUUCAAGAACUGAUUGAAAAACUCACCUCGAAGGACAGAUAAAAGGAAGAGGACUUCUUGAAGUCACUUGUUUCUUUAAGCAAGCGUGUGGUAUUUGUUUUUUUGUUCAUUUGGUUUUUUUUUAAAAAAAGAAAACAAAAACAAGCCCCUGUGCUGUCACCAGUGACAGCCGAGAUCUACUUUCUGUGCUUUUACUAGGGGAAAUCUUUUCUCUGUUAGUGACACGUGGUAAAUAGCUUUUUUUUUUAUUUUUAUUUUAUUGUUACUCAUUGUGGAAUUUCUAGCAGGUGCUGAGUGUUUAUAAAGGAAAUGUGCUUGGUUGGGGGAUUGACUCUGCUGGUGGAUGGGUUCUUGUGUUGUGUCAGUGGUAGCCCAUUCUCAUGAAGUCCCUAAAAGACUUGCUUACAUUCUCUAAGUGCCUUGGCAGACUCACUUCUGAGGUGCAAAGCACAUACAAUACUGAACAUUGCUGGAAACAGAAGAUAUGUACUAACACCCAGACACUUACUGAUACUUGUUCUAGAAAAAUAUAUGUAUGCUUACACUAAAAAAAAAAAAAAAAAGCCAUAACUUGCUGAAAUCAAUGAUCUCCAGCUUUUAAUACAAAUACUUGUCUUAUUUUUUUAGAGAUGAAUAUGGAAUUUUUCAAAACUAGAUAAUUUCUUACAAAGAAAAGUGAAGUUCUAGUCGCUGCAGCGAAACGGCCAAGGAGGUGUCAAAAUCACACACAGACCUUGUACUGAGCAAGUACCUCCACAUCUGUUGCCAUGGAACUUUUCCUGGUUGCUUUUGCUUUUUUAACAGGGAAGCACCAGUUGGGUCACUCAGCUUUUGUUAAGCUCCCGAGCAGUUGCCAAACGAACGUUUAGUUUGCACGAAUGCAGUUAGGGGAAAAAACAUCCGUUGUCAAAAAUUGCACUGGGGUAAUACUGAGGAAAACCUGGAUGGAAAAAUGGCUAGUGGAAAGGUCUUUUUAAGUUAGGAGUACAAAGCUCUGUGGCCUGUGUUUGUUGUGGUGGGAAAUCUAUCUCCGAGGGAAGCAAAGUUCAUGGACCACUUUGGAGUUAGGUUAGCAUAGAAUCCCUACUGCUGAGCACAGAUGAGGUAUUUCAGAAGAAAAACGUGUAAAAGCGAGGCUUUGCUUGGAGAUACCAGUGCAGUAAUUCACAUUUUUGGCAUACUCCUGCCCUGGGAGGGUUUUAUUCUUCUUGUUGUUGCAGUUUUUUUGCUUUUUACUAGCCAGUUUUUUAGAAAUCCAGAGGCAUCUGCUGCAGUUCAGCCAAUCAGAAUUGGAAUGUACUAAGGAAAAAAAAAAAAGAGUCUUUGGUGGAUAGUGUAUUUUUUGUAUUUAAUAUCUGGCAGUAGAGAGACUUUGAGUAGUUUCUAGGCACGUAAUAAAAGCUUGGAGAUCAUGAUUUGCCCGACAGCUGUAUGAACACAUUGUUUAAUUACACAACACUUGAAAAUAACACCAUUGAAGGUAUGUUUGCAGUGGUGGGGAUUUAGUAUCCCCGUGCUGUUUCUAUUUGCAGCUUUUCAUUGGUUUUAUUUUUUUUUUUUUGUUCACUUGUAAAAGCUGUGGGACCAGAAGUUGAGGUGUGUUUACGCUCUCGAAGUCAGGGCACAUGGAAAUGCCACACAAAAUGGAAUCUGGAUCAGGUGAAUGUGUUUAUAAAAUAGUGCAUUUAUGGAGGGAGAGGGGGGGACACCCCCUCGCCUCCCAAACAAACCCCAGAGAAACAAACCCCGACGGACUCUGAGGGACCCCGAGCCCCUGGAGACGGAAACUUCCAGCUUUGUGGUCAUUGGGAGCGGGAAGUGCCGGUGGGGUUAAACCAGGCUGUGCUGCCAGCGCUGCCUGAGGCCUUCCAGUCUGACAGGGUCAGAAAUCCCAUGGUUUGGGGUGGUUUGCAGCUCUGUUGGACCUCAUGAGGGAUUCGGGUGGUGCCUUGAGGAGGGGGCACCUGCUUGGAGCUGGGAAGGGGCGGAUGGCCGAAUCCUUGGAGCUUAGCCACCCCGGCAGUGCUGACAGUGCUCAGGUGAUGGAUCCGGGAUGUCUUGUCCAAGUCUUUCAAGUCAGGGAUACAAGGUAACCGUGCAAAGAAGAAACAAACCCAUUGUGUUGUGCUGGUGCUGGGAGCUGAGGGCAGAGAACGGGUUCCAAGGCCUGUCUGCAAGUAUCCAGUUUCUUUUCCUGCUUACUAUGCAAUGUAGAGCUUUGAACUUCUGCUUUUCCUUGGAGAUACUGAGGAGCACUGUCCUUACUCAGUCCUUAGGACCUGAACCCUGUCCCCGUGUCCCUGGCCCUCAGUUAACAGGUAAGGACACCUAUUUGCUGCUAUGGACUCGACUCACCUUUCAGAUUGUUCCUUUCUGUUUCCUGCCCCUGCCCCCUUUCUCCCGGAUCACCAGACACAGUUUUACUAUCAACACCUCCUUUUGGGAUAGUUGUUUUUUCCUUGCUCCCCCCUGCCUACCUGCCACAGUGCAGUUACUGUACAUAACCCCCCUUUUAGUUGGAUUAUUUAAGAAGCUGCAGCACAAACACAGAUUCCUUGCUUUUUUUUCCCCACUAAAAUAUUCCCUUUUAUGCCGAAUCUCGUUUCCCUCACUGCUGAUGGCAGUUGUCUCUUUUCCAACCUGCACUCCUAAAACCACUGGCAGUUUCAUGGGAUGCCUGUUAUCUUUCCCUGGAUAUCGUUUCUUUUAACAUGAGACUAACAUUGGUGAUUUUCAGUGUUAAACCUUCUUAUUUUCCUGCUUUUCUUACCGUUUCCCCUUACCAGGUUCAGUUUGCAGCCUAUAGGAAAAUAACCAAUUAAGUUGGGUUUUUUUGUUGUUGUUGUUGGAAGAACCAAUUCCCUAAAUUGUUCAUAGAGUAAUGUAUUUUUAGGGGAGAUUAAUUUUUUAUAGCCACUAAACUAUACUCAUUAUUUUUGUACGUUUGCAACUUGGGACAUUUUUCCGAGCCGUGUCGUGGAGGGAACACUUAUUUUCAUGGCUAUUUGACUGCUUGGGAAUGCUGUGGUUGUGUUGUGUAGAGGCACAUCACCUCAAUGUGCAGUGGAAGAGAGAGAAGGAUGCAAUAAAGAUGAAUGAGGUUUCAAUAAAAGGCCAUUUCUGAAGGCAAAGAAAAAAAAUAGUAUAUUCCAAAAGCGACACUAACCUUUCCUCCUUUAGAAUCCUAAAAUAUAUGGGAGAAAAUACAGUGUAAAGUAAAAAAAAAAAAUGCAAGGAGAGAACCCUUACUGUGAGCUAACUGUGCCAAUACCGCUUCAGUUUGUAGUCACUGAUGGAGACUUUAGUUUUAAAGGAAAACAGCUUUUGAUU
Messenger RNA from Neopelma chrysocephalum (saffron-crested tyrant-manakin), 4057 nucleotides. RefSeq names its product MOB kinase activator 1B (gene MOB1B). Gene Ontology annotation, molecular function: protein kinase activator activity. The record is from RefSeq and is a predicted model, not a curated record. Gene Ontology annotation, cellular component: cytoplasm; nucleus. Gene Ontology annotation, biological process: positive regulation of protein phosphorylation; hippo signaling. The transcript is spliced from 6 exons. Lineage: Eukaryota; Metazoa; Chordata; Aves; Passeriformes; Pipridae. Bases 245 to 769 code for a protein of 174 amino acids.